Molecule: messenger RNA, 1030 nt
Organism: Scatophagus argus
Lineage: Eukaryota; Metazoa; Chordata; Actinopteri; Scatophagidae
Exons: 5
Coding region: 1-930 (309 amino acids)
Source: RefSeq, a predicted model, not a curated record
AUGAACCCCGCAGAGUCUCUGUUUUGGGGCACCAGACUGGCAAUCAGGCCCCCUCCCAGUCUGGGCCACCUCUGGAAGGUGCACAUGCACCGCUUGAGGUCCAGGGGAGGCCUGCACCCAGCGACAGGCUUCCCACAGCCGGUGCAGACUCCGCGGACUGAGCCGCCUGCCGCCGCGGAGAUCUUCGUCCCUGUUGCCUGCCCCCACGGAGGCUGCCUGCCACCGCGGAGGUUUUCGAUCCUGUCCCUGUUCCUGUUCCUGCUCCGCGGACUGAGCCGCCUGCCGCCGCGGAGGUUUUCGUUCCUGUCCCUGCUCCGCGAACCAGGCCGCCUGCCGCCGCGGAGGUCUCCGUUCCUGUACCUGCUCCGCGGACCAGGCCGCCUGCCGCCGCGGAGGUCUUUGUUCCUGUCCCGGCCCCACGGACCAGGCCACCCGCCGUCUCAGGACUCCAAGCUUCAGCUGAUGGACCGCAGCCCACUGUUCCAGGACUGGGUUCACCAGCACCCCAAGCUACGCCAGGGCUCUAUGCUUCAGCUGAUGGACCGCAGCCCACUGUUCCAGGGCUGGGUCUGUCUGCCUUCACGCCUCGUCUCACCCGGUCUCCUCGUCAGGUCUCCAAGUCACCACGUCUCGUCGCCAGAUCUUCACGUCUCGUCAGGUCACCACGUCUUACCGCCAAGUCUCCACGUCUCGUCAGGUCACCACGUCUUGCCACCAGGUCUCCACGUCUCGCCAAGUUUCCACGUCUCGUCAGGUCACCACGUCAUGCCGCCAAGUCUCCACGUCAGGUCACCAAGUCUCCACGUCUCGUCAGGUCUCCACGUCAGGUCACCAAGUCUCCACGUCUCGUCAGGUCUCCACGUCUCGUCAGGUCUCCAUGCCUCGUCGGGCCGCCACAGAGGCGGUUCUUUGUUCGGCCGUUGGCCCUGACCCAGCACUCAGGCAGACCGCCUGAGGCCUCAUGUUGGGUCCUGGCCCAGCAUUUGGGCAGACCCCCUGACACGUCACACCCCACCUGGGUGUUGAACUG